Parasteatoda tepidariorum (common house spider) is the source of this 2641-nucleotide messenger RNA. RefSeq names its product Hus1-like checkpoint clamp component (gene Hus1-like). Gene Ontology annotation, biological process: nucleotide-excision repair; meiotic DNA integrity checkpoint signaling; telomere maintenance. Lineage: Eukaryota; Metazoa; Arthropoda; Arachnida; Araneae; Theridiidae. Gene Ontology annotation, cellular component: site of double-strand break; nucleolus; checkpoint clamp complex. The record is from RefSeq and is a predicted model, not a curated record.
AUUGCUUCAGCUCUAAGAGCGGAAUGAACUAGCCUUGGGGGAUACUAGCCUCUAUAUUCUUUGUCUACGAAGUACUUCGUUUGGUUUGAAUAAAGUAUCACACCCAGCAUUAAUAAAAUUGCGCCAAACAAAAAUGCUAAAAAUGUCAUUCUAGUAAACCGGCCAUAAUGAUAUUAUAGUAUCAACAAAUCAAAUGCCUCUAUUUAUUAAAAAGUCGGGCAGCUAAGCAACAGCGAUUAAAUAUAUUAAUAUUUAUUUUUACAAGCAUUUAGAUAUACAAAACUAGGUGACUGGAAACGUUUAUUCCUCUUAAAUAUAAAUUGUGGCGGAAAAUGAAAACAGAACUACAUGUGUUUUAUUGAUACUGUUAUAUUUACAAUUGAUAAAAUAAUGAAGUUCCGGGGGAAAAUGGUUGAAAUUUCAAGCAUACAACAUUUUACAAGAAUAUUAAAUACCAUAAGUAAAUUGACAAAAAUAGGAGUUUUGAAAAUAGUACCCACUCAUCUCUAUCUUACAUUUAAUGAAAGAAUCACAUCGGGCGGUUCCAGUCUAUGGUGUGAAAUACCUCAGGACCACUAUUUUUGUGAAUUUAAUAUGGAGGGCUUGUCUGAAGAACACAAUGAAAUAUAUUUGGAGUUUCAAAUUGAUAAUUUAGUAACUGCUUUUCGAUCUGCCCAGGCAGCUAAAUCGGUGAAACUUAAAUUAACUAAAAAGCAUGUACCUUGCCUUACCUUGGAGGUUGAAUUACCAUCUUUGCACUCCCAUUCUCGUAUUGUUGUUCAUGAUGUUCCUGUUCUAGUGAUUCCUCGACGUUUGUGGGAGCAGUUUCAAGAGCCUACAAUGAUACAAUUUGAUGUUUCUAUAUACAUGCCUUCAUUAAAAAUUGUUCGAAGUGUUGUUGAAAGAAUGAAAAAUAUUGGAAACCAUAUGACAAUGUUUGCUAGUUCAGAUGGUGAAAUAAAUUUGUGCUGUGAAACUGAUACUGUUACCAUCACGACUCAUUUCAAGGAUUUGAAUUUGACCUCUGUUUCAGCUCACUUGUCGGAAAAAAGGAAAGCGGAAUGCAGAAUUGAUAUUCGCAAGUUCCAUCAAUUUGUUUUAGGACAACAAAUAAAUCCAGCAAAAGUUAUUUGUAAUAUAACAAAUAAUCAGAUGGUUCAAUUCUUUCUACUACAUGAUGAUGUGUCCAUUCAAUACUUUCUACCUUGUGUUAUUACGUAAAUUGAAUCUACUUUUGGUAUACUAUAAUGCGAACAACUACAUUUCAUCAUAAUUUGAUAAGUUUCAUCCUUUUUCAUAUUUUUAACUUAUUAUUAACAAAAUUAUUUUUUAACACAAUUUAUCAAGUAACUCUAUUAUUUUAUGCAUUCCAUAUAAUGUUGUAUAUAUGAGGUGCAAAUUAUUAUUCUGUGUUGUUAUGAGGUUCUUUGUAGUAAAUUUUAUUUUUUAGUACUUUAAAGAAUGCGUUUGAUAAAUGAGCAUUAUAAAAUUUUAAAAAUAAUGUAAGAAAUACAUGCAAAAAAAGUAACUUGUUAUAUUCAGUGCAUCAAUCUUUUCCCUUUUAAAGUAAGCAGUAACUUGAACAGUUGUGAUUCUUUAUAACAGUUAAAAUACAGCAUUUAUCAAGAAGGAAAGCAAAAAAAGGUUUUUGCUUCAGACAAUUUAUAGUACCUCGUAAAGAAAUUUUCUGUGAUAUGAAAUUUUUGUCAAAACUUUUAACUAGGGGUCUGUCCAUUUGCAUCCUGUCUCUUUAUUACAUUUGUUAUUUUUAUUCUAGAAGUUUCUAUUAUUAAAUCUUUAUUUUUUUCUUUCUUCUCUUAAUUGAUGUACUCUCCAAUGACUAUUAAGAUUCAGCCCAAAAUAUCACUUCUUAAUCACACCAAAGUACACGUUUUUUCAACUAUUUUGGUAAUAAUAUAAAAUUUGUUUAAAAAGAUUUAAAUUGAAGUUUUAAUAUUCGUUUAAAUAAGGUUGUGUUUUAAAUAUUUAUUUAAAACAAUUGUCAUUAUUGUAAUAAUUUUUUUGUCAUAUAUUUAUUUUUUGAAGUAUAACUUUGUGCUAGUUUCAUGGGGAAAACUACGUAAAAAUGCAGUUUAAUUUGCUGUACAAACAGAGAUAAGUUUUAAAUCUUUCCAUAACUAGUAAAUAUUUAGUUAUUGAUUUUUUCAUUAACAAAAGAGUUAUGUAAUUCAUAAAGUAUUUAUUCAUUUCUUUCUGCAUUAUAUCAUUUAUUAAUAUUUUAAUUUUUCAUUAUAAUAAACUCAUAAUUGUAAGUUUUCUAUUUCAUUUUCACCUUAAAAUUUAUUUUUAGAUGUAUGUAUUUGCAUUGCUACCAAAUCAACACUCUUCCCAACCUUAGGUGUUCAAUUUACUCUAUUUUAUUUUCAUUACAUUUGAUGUUAUUGCAUCAGUCGCAGUAAUUAGUUUAGAUUAAUUUUGGGAUGCAAAAUGUUUAGUUGCAAUAAAUUUAAGGUAAAAAUGUGUUUUUUUCCCCAUUUAAUUUUUCAUUAUUAGAAUAUAAUAAUUAUGUAACUCCUUUCCAACAUUCUGUGAUAUCAAAGGCAUUUUUGUAAACAAAACUGUUUAUAAAGAAUUCUGUUAUGUAAAUAUCUUGAAUGAGAAUAAAAGUAAUUUAAUAUAA